This is a messenger RNA of Temnothorax curvispinosus, 1596 nucleotides long. It is a transcript of the gene Smug, whose product is annotated as single-strand selective monofunctional uracil DNA glycosylase-like. Gene Ontology annotation, biological process: base-excision repair. NCBI's taxonomy places the organism in Eukaryota, Metazoa, Arthropoda, Insecta, Hymenoptera, Formicidae. Gene Ontology annotation, molecular function: single-strand selective uracil DNA N-glycosylase activity; oxidized pyrimidine nucleobase lesion DNA N-glycosylase activity. The coding region runs from base 497 to 1540 and encodes 347 amino acids. The record is from RefSeq and is a predicted model, not a curated record. The transcript is spliced from 3 exons.
AAAGGCUUCCUUGUAUUCUUGUAUACCUGCGCAACGGAAAAUAUUUUCGGAAAAUUCGGAUGCGUUUCGCGGACUAAACGAAACGACGAGCGAUGAGAGAGAGAAAGAUAUUGGAAAACUGCAUUCCUACACACGAGGCACAUGGCACAGUAAGGUUUCUUGCACUUGUAGUAAUCGGUGAUGUUUAUCAGUUUUAAUCUCAUCAGAUUAAGUUACGAAAAAAGAAUUGUGCAGUUACUGUUAUUAUCGUUUUAUCUCGAAGGCUGAACAUAGUUUUCUUAUUGAUAUGUCGUAUAUCCACACCUUGAAGAAACGUUGGAGUUGUGCUUUAUACAUGUCUUUAAAUUAAUAAUACAUUAAUUUGUACAGCCAGGAUGUUGUGAGUUACAUACAUUGUGAGUUGUAUGUAGGACUGCAACUUGAGUAUAUUUUUAAAUAAUAUUUAAAUAAUUCUCUCUUGAGCUUAUAUAGCUCCAUCAGACUCUCGUGAAUAAUUAUGCCUCGUGCAAAGAGAACCAGAGCAAAAAGCAACGCGUUGCCAAGCGAAAAAAAACUCAAACGAUCAAAUUCAAAUGUCGUAGAUUAUAUGAGCCAAAUACAAACGACUUUGGGAAUUAAACAAGAUCCAGAUGAAAAUGGAAAAAAGAAACGUACAUCUGUACGGCCCGCACCUGUUUCUGAUACAGAAGCGAAAGAAGAUACAACUGAGCAGCCCUCUCUAGUACCUGCUCAUUCUUCUAAUACAGGAGAAAAUGGAAAUGCAGUUGAGCACACGUCUGCAACAUCCACAUCUAUCUCCGAUAGAUUGUUAUCGAUUGAACAGGAGCUUUGUACCAAAUUGCGACAGGUUUCUUUUCCGUCGUCCAUCGAAUAUAUUUACAAUCCGCUUGAGUAUGCAUUUGAAACGCAUGCCAUGUAUGUACGCAAGUACUGUACUGGUAUAAAGAAGAUUUUGUUCGUUGGUAUGAAUCCUGGACCAUGGGGCAUGUCGCAAACCGGGGUGCCAUUCGGAGAAAUAAGUAUGGUGAGGGAUUGGCUCGAAAUCUCUGGUCCCAUUGGCAAACCCUCGAAGGAACAUCCCGAUCGAAAGGUGAUAGGAUUCCAAUGUACACGCAGCGAGAUCAGCGGACUAAGGUUGUGGGGCCUCUUCCGAGACUUGUGUGAAAGUCCCGAAAACUUUUUCCGAUAUGCAUACAUGCACAAUUACUGCCCAUUCGCAUUCAUGGAUGGCAGAGCUAGGAACAUCACCCCUGCGGAAAUAAAGGGCGAAGGACAAAGGAUUUUACAUGAGCUAUGCGACAACGCCCUGCGAGAUAUAAUACAACUCCUGAAAGCAGAGAUCGUUGUUGGCAUUGGCAACUACGCUGAAAAAAGAGCACAGCGUGCGGUCCAGACUGGAGGUCUUUCAGUACAGGUAAUGGUUCUGCGACACCCCAGUCCAAGAGCUGUAGGCAAUCAAAAUUGGAAUGAAAUGGCUAUGCAACGACUAAACGAAUUAAAAUUACUUAAAUACUUUGAAAAAGCAAGUACUACUGUUUAAACUUUCUCUUGCGUAAGGUACAAUUAUUUUUCAAGAUAUAAACUUCAGACGAUAGA